AACGGAAGGGCUCUUUUCCCGGUGCGGGUUUCAGCGUUUCUAGUUGCAGCUGGCACGUUGAUGGUCUGGGUGUUGCGGCCUCCACACCCGGAGUCCGGGCCCUCGCUAACUUGACAGUCCCCGCAUCCGCCAGCCCCGCCCGCGGGGAGCCCGGCCUGGUCGGAAGACGUUGUGCUGCUGCACUGGAUCCGCGUCUGUUUCCGAUCUGAAUCAAAGUUCUGUCCUCUCCACUGGGUGACUCAUAGGAAAACAAGAGGAUACAGUACCCAGAAUCCAGCUGUCACCUCCCCAGAAAUUUAAACACUUCUCCAGUUCCUCAGACCCCUCAACUCACCCCAGAAGGCAAAAGAUUCAAUUUCUCCAUCAUAGUACAUGCAUACAACGGGCAGAGAGCAAAGCUUGGUAAUCACCUUGGCAUUGCCUAUCUCUGUGAUGCUGAAGACAUUCUCAUCUCUGUGCAUUACAGAAGAGAUUCAGAUUUCCAGAGUUGGUAAGCUUUGGAAGAUGCUAGUGGAGCAUUCUGCACUAUGGAGACAUGUACGUGACACCUUACAGGCUUUGCCUGCUUAGUGCUUGGACUGCCAGUGAGCGAGUGACCCAGAGAAAGACACCUGCAUCUGGGUAUUGACAAUGCAGCCACUGGAAUCAGUGACAUUUGAAGAUGUAGCUGUAGACUUCACCCAGGAAGAGUGGGCCCUACUGGACGCAUCCCAGCGAAAACUGUUCAGAGAUGUGAUGCUGGAAAAUAUACGUCAUCUGGUCUCCCUGGGGUACCAACAUUGCCAGUCAGAUGUGAUUUUCCAGCUGGAGCAGGGAGAAGAGCUGUGGGCUGAAGGAAGUGGAUCUCUCCAAAGCCAGGGUCCAGGUGGGGAAAGUGCCCUUAAAGAACAAGACAUGAUAGCCCCCACAGCGUAUCAGCAGCAAGGACACAUCUAUGGUCACGCCAGAGAGAAGGGAACGUAUGGACAUAGACAAAGCUUUACCAACCUUCCACCUCUUUCCCCAAAGCAGAAGUCUCCUUUGCCAGAGGAUCCCUUUGAAUGCAGUGACUUGGAAGAAGAUUUCACUCGCAGCUUCAUGGUGACUCGGCGUCUGUUGACUCCCACAGAAAAGACCCCCUGUGUCAGUAAACAGUGUCAAAAAUCCGUUAGUGAGUCGUACCUUAAUCAACACAAGCACCUUCACACUAGAGGUAAAUCAUGUGAGUGCCAUCUGUGUGGGCAAGCCUUUAGCAAUUGCUCCAGCCUGAGGAGACACGAGAUGACUCACACCGGAGAGAAGCCCUACGAAUGCCGUCUCUGUGGGAAUGCCUUCAUUCAAAGCUCUGACCUUAGAAAACACAAUCUGACUCACACUGGAGAGAAACCGUACGAGUGUCACCUGUGUGGGAAAGCCUUCAGCCAGUCCUCCAACCUCAGACAGCACGAGAGAACGCACACGGGGGAGCAACCGUACGAGUGCCACCUCUGUGGGAAAGCCUUCAGUAAAUGCUCUGCCCUCAGACGGCACGAGAGAACGCACACGGGGGAGAAACCGUACGAGUGCACCCUCUGUGGGAAAGCCUUCAGUCAGUGUUCUGCCCUGAGACGACACGAGGGCACCCACAAUGGAGAGAAAAUUAGGAAUGCCUUCGGCAAAUGUCCUGACCUCACAUGACCCGCGUGGCACGACUGUCACGAAGGCGGGCACCACGUCCACCACAGCGGUUUAACACUGAAACGCGCCACAGGACUCGCACGUCGUUCGGUCUCAUUCGUCAGACUCACGCAAACUUCUCUGGGAGAAAUCCACCAUGUGCCAUCCACGCGGCAAGACCUUCGGUCAGUGCUCCGACCACAGGCGACAUGAGCGCACUCACUCUGUAAAUGCGAGGAAGGGACAGGUUUGCGGCCACGGCUCUCGGCCUCGGCACCUCCACGCGGGAGAAGCCCGAGGUCGGUAAUCACCGUGCACGCCGCUCAGCAGGCACCGGGCCUGUGCCCAAGAAAGCUCAGUGAGGUCUGAGUAGACGCUCGCCCCAGAUGGAAGAGGAGAACGCUCUUGAGGAACACCAAAAGUCACACCGCGGUGAAGACGCACGGGAACCGCCUGGCUCACAGAGAAGCCCCGUGGCGCAUGUGAGGACACAGACCCUACAGAGCAGUGUCACCAGCAGAGGAGACUCCAGUGGUCACUCACUUCUUAGCCAACGUUAAAGUUCUUACCCUAAGGAGACAUCAGUCGUGAAACCAAAGUGGAGGUAACUUCAGCUAGAUUUCACAUCAGAAAACUAAGUCGGGGACAAACAACCUCUAAAAGAGCCUUUGACGUAGAAUUUAGCAAAUAUUUCAGGAUUUUGAGAAAAUAACUAUUUAUGGGGAAAUGUGGCAUGUAAGUGCAAAAUAGUAAGGUGAUCCGGGAAUACUGAAUGCAGAAGUUUGUAAGAAAUUAAAUUUUUUCAAUAGAUUAUUACUUGUAAAUAUUUAAGCAAUAAACCCUGUUGCUGAAAAAUCUAA
Molecule: messenger RNA, 2495 nt
Organism: Lynx canadensis (Canada lynx)
Lineage: Eukaryota; Metazoa; Chordata; Mammalia; Carnivora; Felidae
Product: zinc finger protein 596-like
Biological process (GO): negative regulation of transcription by RNA polymerase II
Molecular function (GO): DNA-binding transcription repressor activity, RNA polymerase II-specific
Source: RefSeq, a predicted model, not a curated record